Formica exsecta is the source of this 1288-nucleotide messenger RNA. Its product is annotated as ejaculatory bulb-specific protein 3-like. The record is from RefSeq and is a predicted model, not a curated record. The transcript is spliced from 2 exons. NCBI's taxonomy places the organism in Eukaryota, Metazoa, Arthropoda, Insecta, Hymenoptera, Formicidae. The coding region runs from base 766 to 1128 and encodes 120 amino acids.
ACAAAUAUUAUAUCAAAUUAAAUAGUACAAUCCGAACUCUAUCGUGAGCAUAGUAAUUGCUUACAAAAAUCCGUGUUAACGAACGGAUAAUUAUGUGCGUAAUUUUUUUAUAACACUGUGGAUAUUUCAACACCAUAAUAAGGCUGCAUUCGAAAACAUCACCCGUAUGCACUCGGGAACAAAUAAGUGUGAACAAAGAAUAAUAUAGAAAUAAUGCAUUAAUAUUUUUUUGUAUAAAAGUAAAAGUUUCUAACAAAAUUAAGUAAUAGUAACGUAAAUACUUCUUUUAUCCACUACGCCAUAUAGUUUGUUCGAGAGGAAACACAAAAUUUAUUCGAGACGAAAUAAAUAAUGAUGUAUUUUUAGUAUAUUUUGUACAAACAGUUAAUGAUCAACCAGAUUAAAAAAAAAAAUCCCAAAACAGCAGGAAGUCCACAAAGUUUCCAGGAAACAUAUAUAUUCAUUACUCUUACCCUUGGCUGGUUUAUUUAACGCAUUAAGAUUUCUUGACAAACCAGAUAUCAACCUUGAUUAAAUCACGCGAUUUGUGAUUUUUUUAUUCUGCUAUAGGAGAACAACUCCAGUUUGCCUUCUUUCUUUAUGAGAGUGAUGACCAGUCAUCAAAUGGCCAUGGCGUCCUCUUUGUUCAGAGACUUUUCAUCGUUCUCGUCAUCUAUAAAUACGAGCAAUCGGAGACGUUGUAGCGUUCAGUUUUAUACAAAUACUUAUUGGAGAACGAAACGCAUUCAAUAAUUUUUUCCUAAAAUGAUUAAAUUAGCUAUUUGCACAUUUUCCUGCCUUAUUGUGACAUGUAUCGUGUUGGUUGCGCAUGCAGCAGAUGAAAAAUAUUCGACCAAGUAUGAUAACAUCGAUGUCGAUGCAGUGUUGGCUAAUCCUCGCUUGAGGAAUCAAUAUGUCAGCUGUGUAAUGGGCACUUCUGCCUGUAUUACGGGAUCUGCACGCUUCUUAAAAGAAAAAUUUGCAGAAGCAUUUGUUACGAGAUGUAGCAAAUGUACGGAGAAGCAAAUAUACUUUUUUGAUACGGUUACCGAAUGGUUUAUGAAAAAUGAACCUGACACUUUCCAUCGCGUAGUAGAAAUAGCAAUCAAGCAAAGAAAAAAUGCAUAAUUAAUAAGUUACAGUUUUAUCACGAUUAUGACAUGAUCUAACUUAAUUAAAUCUUUUGCAAUAUAGUAUAUUUUUUAAUAAGUUUCGUAAAAUUUUAUGAGAAAUGUAAUUGGCGAAUUGUAACUUUAUGAGACGAAGAUACUUAAGGCAGAGGAACAGC